AUGGCUGAUCUCAAAGACUCUGUUUUGGCUUCUAGGGCAUUCCCUUGGAUAGGAAGCCAGCUCAUCAAGUCGGGAUGUGAUAGCAGGAAUCCUCAACUCGGUCAACUGGGGACUCAACUGUUUCUUCUCGCAAAUUCGACAUCCGGAGUCACCCCAACUUCAAGUGCUUCGCUUUCAGCAAAUCUGCAUGAUGUGGUGAGACUGUUGGAAAAAGCUUGCUCGCUCUCAGGUAGUUGGGGGAGUCAGAAAAAUGACUGCAGUACCCUUGAGAUGAUUGCUUCUCGCGAUACACUGUCCAAGGAAGACGGGGAAAGGCUUCAGUACGAAUUAGAUAAGAGCCUGAAGGUGUUUUCACAGACCAACUUAGCAAUAAAUGCUCUCACACAGCUCAUCCAGCGCUGCGAGCCUCGGCAAGAUGUUCCUUCUUACCCGGUGGUGCUAGAUGAAGGCACGUUGCACCCAUCAGCCAGCGUAUUAAUGGCUGGAGAGGGAUACAAGACAAGUGGGCGUGUUGCCCCUGUCCCGAGAACGCUUUUAGAUCCACCUCGUGCCCUAUCGAAGUGGACACCAAAGUUCUGGCUGGCGCAGGUUGAACGGAUUAAUCGCAUGCUUCAUCCUCUAUCCAUGCGGGAUCAUGACGCUCACCCCGUGAGGAUCGCCGUAUUUGAUACCGGAUACAGCCUUGAUUCGAGUUAUCUCGAUAUGUACACUCAUGAGGAGAAGCGUCUGUCCGGCCACUGGGUUGACUGGGUCGAGAACUCGCGUACUCCGGUCGAUGUUGACGGGCAUGGCACCGCGAUGACCAGCCUUUUAAUGAAGAUGACCCAGAAGGCGGAGAUAUUCACAGCUAUUCUUCAUGCAGCAACAACACUGAACGUCGACAUCAUAAGCUUAUCACUAGGAUUCCCAAACGAAGAUGAAAUCAUAAGAGAUGCCAUCUCCGAAGCGAUCCGUAUCAAGAAGGGCAAUCUUCUCUUCUUCGCAGCCGCAGCGAAUGACGGCUCCAACAGACACGAAAUGUUCCCAGCCAGCAUGGAGUCUGUCAUUUCAGUACGGGCUACCAACAGUGCCGGCGGGUUUGUGGACGAAUUCGACCCUCCUCCGGUCGACGACGAGGGUCGGCUUUACGGCACAUUAGGACAUGAUAUUCCGGGUCAUGCCGUGGAUGAAACCAAGCCCUGUUCGGGCUGCUCUGCUGCCACGCCCAUCAUGGCUGGCAUUGCAGCACUCCUCCUGCAGUACGUUCAGCAUCGUCUAUCUGACCGGUCAGCUUCCAGCGAGAAUAUCCGCAAGCAAAUCCGUACCAAGCGAGGUAUGAUGCAGAUAUUCAAGGCGAUCGCUGUCAACCGAGGUAAUCAGCGCCACUAUGUGGCCCCUUUUGAGUUCUUUGAGAGGGAUGAUGAAAUUCGUCUUGCUAUCAUCCGUGUGGCAAUUGCAAAUUUGCGGACGCAGGUCGUUCGGAAAUGA
Messenger RNA from Aspergillus vadensis CBS 113365, 1467 nucleotides. RefSeq names its product S8/S53 family peptidase. Gene Ontology annotation, molecular function: serine-type endopeptidase activity. The record is from RefSeq and is a predicted model, not a curated record. The transcript is spliced from 4 exons. Lineage: Eukaryota; Fungi; Ascomycota; Eurotiomycetes; Eurotiales; Aspergillaceae. Gene Ontology annotation, biological process: proteolysis. The coding region runs from base 1 to 1467 and encodes 488 amino acids.